AGUUCUGUGUUUCCUGUAGUGCUUGCUGGUCAACGAUACCCGUACUGCCCAGCAUAAUGUCCGAUACAGACGAACCGGCUUCGAAAUUUAUUGACCAGUACAAAAACUAUGGACGAACUGACGCCAUCCUGCAGGAGGAACGACGACAACGUUUGCUCGACAAACAGAAGCGAUCCCGCGAGCUGGAACUGGAUGCCGGGCGGGUCGGUUUGCUCGAAGAGCUCGAAACGGAACAGCAUGCAUGCGAAUCGAUGGAAUGCCAACAGAACCAAACGAAACGUCCGCAAAAAAGCAAAACCCGCAUCAUCACAUCGAAGCUGUUCGCGAACAAGGUGCAACAGUCCGAAUGGAUGCACGAGCGGCCGGAUGAUCUUGAGCAGUGGCUCGUCCGGCCCUGUCCCGUAGGGCAACGGUGUUUGUUAGUGUUUCGCCAAAGGCUAGCGAUCGCGUUCAAUAAACGAGGCCGUUCGAUUGCUUCCAUCCGUACGAAACGGCCGCUGCGUGAUGCGAUCGUGCUCGAUUGCAUCCUGGCGAAAGAUCGCACAUUUUACAUACUUGACGCACUCGUGCUCGCACAGAUAGAUCUAGUUAGCUGUGAUUGUCAGUUUCGGUUCUCGUGGAUCGAGUCUAAAUUUCACGACCACAGUCUUGGCGAACUCUUCGAUACGGAAACGGCCAACGGGAAGGAAGGUUUCCGGUUAAGUUUACUACCUUUAUACGAUCUAGCUCAACAUGGCGCGAUGGAAGCUUGUUGGUCGCACUAUCCUGCCUUUCCUGGUACCUCAUCGAAGCUGGAUGGGUAUUUGUUUUACCACAAAGAGUCCCACUACGUGUACGGGAAAACACCGCUAGUUGUGUGGUUGUUUGCGUUCAUGCUGAACGAUGUGCUGAAACUUCCGGCGGGACUCGUAAAUGAUCAGUAUCUGUCCGAUAAACCGGCUCGUUAUACCGGCAACUAUGCGGAGUACAUCGCCGAAUUCGAUCGUAUGCAGGCGAAACGAAAGCGUAAACCACGCGUGAAGAAACCGGCCCAAACGAUGGACACGACGGGUGAAUCGGUGGACGAUCAAACCGAUGCAACACUGUGGGAAGCCAUGGAAGCAGCUCCACUCGAUUCGGAUGAUGACGAUCUGCGUCCGAAGGAAGAAGAUGCCAUGCACCAACUCGAAAUGGAAUAAAUUUAAGAGAGCGACAGAGAUAUUCAUAUUGCAAGCCCAGAAUCCUAAUAUAAAUAAUGAACCAGAUGUGAUUAAAACGAAACACUUGAAUUUUAUUUAUUAAACUCGUCGUUAUAGACAUUUUGUUAACGCAUUCGGUUGCGUUGUCUUCCCAUAAUCGUCACUACUGAGGCGAAAAAUGUAAAAAUGAAAGUUAAUGUAUUAUAAUUAAAUAUGAAUACACGCUAAA
Molecule: messenger RNA, 1407 nt
Organism: Anopheles moucheti
Lineage: Eukaryota; Metazoa; Arthropoda; Insecta; Diptera; Culicidae
Gene: Snup
Product: snurportin-1
Exons: 1
Coding region: 57-1178 (373 amino acids)
Biological process (GO): snRNA import into nucleus
Cellular component (GO): nucleus; cytoplasm
Source: RefSeq, a predicted model, not a curated record